Messenger RNA from Sporothrix brasiliensis 5110, 1530 nucleotides. Its product is annotated as oligopeptide transporter. NCBI's taxonomy places the organism in Eukaryota, Fungi, Ascomycota, Sordariomycetes, Ophiostomatales, Ophiostomataceae. The transcript is spliced from 2 exons. Bases 1 to 1530 code for a protein of 509 amino acids. The record is from RefSeq and is a predicted model, not a curated record. Gene Ontology annotation, cellular component: fungal-type vacuole membrane. Gene Ontology annotation, molecular function: oligopeptide transmembrane transporter activity.
AUGCGGCCAUCCACGGACUUCCAGGGCGUGCCGCCGUCUUCUUCAGAUGUGCGGCACCUCUCACUGCGCGGCCUCGCGGUCGGCCUUGGCGUCGGCCUUGUUAUAUGUUGCUCGAACAUGUACUUUGGGCUGCAGACGGGAUUCGUGAGCACCAUGUCGCUGCCGUCGAGUUUGCUCGGGUUUGGUAUUUUCAAGGCGCUCUCGCGACACCUAUCCUACCCAUUUUCGCCCGUCGAAAAUGUUCUAGUUCAGACAGUGGCUGGCAGCAUGGCAAUUGCUCCGCUUGGCUCCGGCUUUGUUGGCGUGCUGCCGGCUAUGAAUUACCUCAUGAACGCAGAUGAGAUGGGGCCGAUCAAGCUGUCACUGUUCAAAAUGAUAAUGUGGUCGCUUGGACUCUGUUACUUCGGUGUACUGUUCGCCGUUCCACUUCGGCGCCAGGUCAUUAUACGUGAGAAGCUGAAGUUUCCCAGUGGCUUUGGUGCCGCCGUCCUGAUUGGUGUUCUACAUGGGCGUAAGCCGAACCUCGACGGAAGCAAAAUUCCCUCGGAAUUUGCAAGCCUUGCUGGUGAAGACACUGUCCCGGCCCCGGCCCCGGCCCCAACGCAAGCCAUUUCUUCACCUAUUGCGGCUGGCUCUAGAGCUGACGAUAUUACGAUUGGCAACAAUCCUGUCUCCGAACUCGAGAUACGCCGUCGUGAGGAGUGGCGGGCCAACCUACGCCUCCUCCUCGUAUGCUUUCUUAUUUCCGGACUUUUUACCCUUGCCACAUACUUCUUUCCUGCUAUCCGGGACGUGCCCAUAUUUGGGUCGACAGCCGCUGCCACGUGGCUCUGGACUUUCAACCCGAGCCUUGCCUACAUUGGCCAGGGCGUUAUCAUGGGUCCGGCAACCACUAUGCAUAUGCUUUUAGGGGCUAUAAUGGGCUGGGCGGUCUUGUCUCCUCUGGCAAAGUACCGCGGCUGGGCACCUGGUCCCACAGAGGAUUGGGAGACGGGCAGCAAGGGAUGGAUUGUAUGGAUUUCCAUUGCCAUUAUGCUGGCCGACGGCAUUGUCAGUCUCGGUCAUGUUGCCAUUCGUUCUGCUCUUCAGUUUCAACCUGAGGUGCAUGCAGCCAUUGCAAGUCGACUGCCCUCGAGUAUUUCCCAGUGGCCUUUUCAGAAUAAACUUACCUCUGGCUACACAGCCAUUCGAGGCUCAGAUACUAUACCGGAGGAGGUGUCGAUACCGACGAGUCCCCUCUCUGAAUUCACAACGUCUGUAGCUGGCCCAAGCGACGAAAACGAAGACGAACACCAAGGAAGUAUCGACGGACAGCCCGACGAUGACAUCCUAGAAAGGGACGCCCCACCAGAUCAACAAAUUGGUGUGAAGACAGUUGCGAUUGGCCUGGUUCUGUCUAUUGUCUUCUGUGUUGCUUGUAUUCGCAUUACUUUUGGCACACUUGUGCCUUUCUAUGCGACCAUAAUUUCUAUAACGAUGGCACUCGUUCUCAGUGUCAUGGGCGUCAGGGCCCUCGGCGAGGUGAGAUAG